AUGCCCGACAUGAUCAGAGCAAUGGGCAGCAACGGCGUGGUCUUGGAGCAGUGCCUGUCCCAGAUGACCAGGCGCUUCAUAGAUAUGCUGAACGCCACGAAGCAGCAGACCUCAGACGGGUCGCCCGCUCCCGACGGCGCGUUCGGCGAGGAGGAUCCGCUGACGGAGGCCCCGCCCGAAGGACAGAGCACCCCGCUGAGGGCGAACUUGCUCGGCGAGGUGCAGGGCCUGAUGCUGUCCUACUGGAUCCAGCUGCGGGCCCUCCCCGUGGACGACCCCGAGCUGACCUCGACGGUCCUGUCCUUCUGCUCGGCCGGCGGCGACUGCCGCAUGGAGCCCGCCGCUCUGGCGCGGGCCGUGGCCGAGCUCGGCCCGGCGGCCGCCGGCUCGGAGGCCGCCGCCGUGCAGGGCGGCCUGGUCGGGCACCUGACCGAGCAGCUCCCGCGCAUGAGGCGGCGCGAGCUGGUGAGGGUUGCCAUGGCAGCCAGGUCGGUCGCCAUCUGGCACGCCGUCACCGCGGAGGUCCGCAGCUGGCUGCUCAGGGAUGGCGUCGCCACCAUCUCCAUGCUGCGGCAGGGGCAGGACAUCGACGACCUCCUCGCCAUCCUCGCCCACAGCCUCGCCUGGUCACAGCACGCGCCGCAGGGAGGCGCCGCCGCGAGCGGGGAGGGCGAGCGCGCGGCGACCCGCGACCUGCUGCAGAGAAUCAUGCACCUCGCCGUGGACUCCCUGGAGCACGUCUCUCACAAGGAGCCAGAGCUUGCGAGGCGGCGGCUCGUCGCCACCGUGAACACCCUCUCCGCGUUCGAGCAGGGCGUCCCGCUGGGCUCGCUGAGCCGCUGCUUGCACGAGCAGGCCACCGCUGGGCCGGCCUGGGACGCCGCCAGCGCCGUGGAGGUGGCCUACAGCUUCUCGGCGCUGCACGGCGGGGAGAUGCCCUUCGACGUCGUCGCGCGCCUGUGGAGGCUCGUCGGGGGCGCGCUCGCGGAGGCCGAGGCGGAGCUCUCCGACGCCGAACUUGCAAAGUUCUGGGCCUUCGCCCUGGCGGCGAUGCACCUCUCCACGCGCUCCGCGCUCGCGGCGCUGCGGCUGGCCCCCGAGGGGCCCUCCGUCGAGAGCUACCUGCUCUGGAAGCGCUUGGCGAAGGGCCAGGUGCGCUUCGACCUCGCCAGGGAGCAGCAGGCGGUCGGGUCGGUGGCGAGCCUCCGCGCUGGGCUGCCGCAGGCGUUGCCUGGCGAGGUGUGCCUGGAACAGCACGCGGUGCAGGGCAGCCCGUAUGUAGCGGACUUCGCGCUGGAGGGGCGGAAGGCCGUGCUCGUCGUCCCGCGGUCCGUCCACCAGGCCGCCGACCGGGACGGGGCCCUGAGCGGGCCGGGGCGGCUGAUGCAGCGGACGCUGGAGGCCCUCGGCUGGAGGGAGGUGGUGGACAGCUCGGGCUCGUCAGACGAGCAGGCAGCCAUUGCGCGCUUGAUGUCCGAGCUGCAGCGCUUCUCCGACUUCUACAGGGAGAAGCAGUACGGGCCCUACCGGGUCUGCUACGGGGAGGUGCUCCCAGGGACAGACGUCUUCGAUUGCCAGCCCCUGCAGCUCGCCGGGCAGGUCCUUACCCUGGCGAUGGGCUCCUCGUUUCAGCACCCCCAGCGGCAGGCUUCCGUGCGGGAGGUCAGCUCGGACAGCUUCCAGGCAUUCUACGACAUGUCACUUGUCGAGGCGCAGGAGGCGACGGCGAACAUGGCCUCCAUCGUCCUCGUCGUCACGGUCAUGCUGGGGUUCGGCUUGCUGAUGAGCAACAGCAUCGCUGUUGUGGCGCUCACGCCCCUCGAGCGCAUGCUGGGCGUCGUGCGCGGGCACUGUAAGCAGAUCUUCAGAUUCGCCGCGGGCAUCCAGAACGACACCCCGGACGACGACGACGACGAGGACAACGAGUUCCUGCUGUUGGAGGAGGUGUUCAAAAAAUUGGCCGCCAUCGCCUCGCUGUCGACCCUGAACCACGAACCCCAGGUCAACAGCAACAUGAAGGAGGAGGACGUCAUCAAGCUCAACUGGAUGCAGGGCGCCACCUCGGCCGUGCCGCCGCAUCACGGCGGCGCCUCGGCCCUGGUGGGGCCGCGCCCCCGCAACUCGAUGACGAUGCUGGCGGCGGGAACCACGGCCUCGGCGGAGAACAACCCGAUGGACGCGGACGAAAGGUCUCCCUCGAGGUCGCCGAACCGAUGGUCGAGAACGCAGAGCAAGGAUGGCAGCUUCAUGAUGGAUUGCAUCCCGCCCGACGUGCUCGUGUCCCUGGACUCGCCGGACUGCGACGUGCUGGAGUGGGGAAAGGAGCUGAAGCUCGGGGCCUGCGGAUUCAUCAUUAUGUACAAGGGGUUCAGCUCGUGGUGGGUAGGCGAGAAUGUUGACGGCGAGAAGUUGCGAAAGUUCCUUGGUGUCUUGGAGAAGGCCUACGAGCCGAACCACUUCCAUAGCUUUUCUCACGGCGUAGACGUGCUCUAUCCUGGACUCCGUGUCGAGGUACAUGCACUUGAUCGACGCAGGUAA
Prorocentrum cordatum is the source of this 2538-nucleotide messenger RNA. NCBI's taxonomy places the organism in Eukaryota, Dinophyceae, Prorocentrales, Prorocentraceae. The record is from the annotation of a GenBank genome assembly.